Messenger RNA from Penicillium bovifimosum, 744 nucleotides. RefSeq lists its product as uncharacterized. Bases 1 to 744 code for a protein of 247 amino acids. The record is from RefSeq and is a predicted model, not a curated record. The transcript has a single exon. NCBI's taxonomy places the organism in Eukaryota, Fungi, Ascomycota, Eurotiomycetes, Eurotiales, Aspergillaceae.
AUGGACAAACCUUUCACCCGCGACUACGAGCCCGUCUCGGGGGUAGAUGCUGACGGCGACAGCGACACCACAGUCACGAACCGACCCCCUCGUCAGGGAAUCCAGCAAUUCCUCAAGAGGAACCUAGCAGCAAUCACCAUCACCGGCCUCCUCACAGUGGUGAUGCUCCUAGUCCUCGCCGUGAUCGCAGCCCUCACCGUGGAACCCUUCCGCCAAGUCCUAGUCAUGAAAGACUCAUCAUCUUCAUCGCUGGCCUAUCCCGCGUCAAUGAAGGGCCAGCGACAGUGUCUACCACCCGCUCCACGCGUAAGGUACUCAUGCGGGAACUCGACCGAAGAGGCCAGAAAGCUCGGGUGCGCCUACGACCCUCUUGCCGGCUGCUGGCUGCACAAACAAUGCCCGAAUGACUACACGCACGAAUUCGCGCAUUUCAACAACGGCAAGCCGUUCGUCUAUUACUAUGAUGAGGCGGCUACGCGUCAGAUGAAGGAUUAUACUGAAGUCGGCGAUAACCCUGGCCAUUAUUGGACUGCUACCCGUGAGCACUUGGUUCAUUGUCUGUAUCUUUUGCGGAGAGGUCAUGAUGUUCAUAUGCGUGGUGAUCGUCUGGAUAAUAUGCUUGGGGAUCUGGAGCAUGUUGAUCAUUGUACCAAUAUGCUCGCUGACUGGCUAAGGAGACCGGAUCCAGCUUUGGAUGCUCUGGGCACUCAGGGGUUCACUCAUUGUUUCAUGAAUUGUGCUUGA